GAAAAAGAGACUAGAACUCAAAUGUCCCCCUCUUAUAAAUACAAAUCGUGGUUGCUUUCCUCCUCGCCUGUCUUAAGAUAAAAAACAAAACAAUAAUUCUCUCAAAACGCGUUCUAAGUUUUCUCUAACGGUCUCUUCGAAUCCAAUUUCGAUGGCGGAAGUUCAGAUGGCUGAUGCGGAGACGUUCGCAUUCCAAGCGGAGAUAAACCAGCUUCUCAGCUUGAUCAUCAACACUUUCUACAGCAACAAAGAGAUCUUCCUUCGUGAGCUCAUCAGCAACUCUUCAGAUGCUCUUGAUAAGAUUCGAUUCGAGAGUUUAACCGACAAAAGCAAGCUCGAUGGACAGCCUGAGCUCUUCAUUAGAUUGGUCCCUGACAAGGCUAACAAGACGCUCUCCAUUAUCGACAGUGGCAUUGGCAUGACCAAAGCAGAUCUGGUGAAUAACUUGGGAACUAUUGCGAGAUCUGGAACCAAGGAGUUUAUGGAGGCGCUUCAAGCUGGUGCUGACGUGAGCAUGAUUGGUCAGUUUGGUGUCGGGUUCUACUCUGCUUACCUUGUUGCUGAGAAGGUUAUUGUCACCACUAAGCAUAACGACGAUGAGCAGUAUGUGUGGGAGUCUCAAGCUGGUGGUUCGUUUACUGUCACCAGGGAUGUGGAUGGGGAGCCUCUUGGCAGAGGAACUAAGAUCACUCUCUUCCUUAAAGAGGAUCAGCUUGAGUAUCUUGAGGAGAGGAGACUUAAGGACUUGGUGAAGAAGCAUUCUGAGUUCAUUAGUUAUCCAAUUUACCUUUGGACUGAGAAAACCACUGAGAAGGAGAUCAGUGAUGAUGAGGAUGAGGAGGAACCAAAGAAAGAAAACGAAGGUGAGGUUGAAGAAGUUGACGAGGAGAAGGAGAAGGAUGAUAAAAAGAAGAAGAAGAAGAUCAAGGAAGUUUCUCACGAGUGGCAACUCAUCAACAAGCAGAAACCUAUUUGGUUGAGGAAGCCAGAGGAGAUCACUAAAGACGAGUAUGCUUCUUUCUACAAGAGCUUGACCAAUGACUGGGAGGACCAUCUAGCAGUUAAGCAUUUCUCAGUGGAGGGUCAGCUUGAGUUCAAGGCUAUUCUCUUUGUUCCGAAGAGAGCUCCUUUUGAUCUAUUCGACACGAGAAAGAAGCUGAACAACAUCAAGCUCUACGUUAGGAGGGUGUUCAUUAUGGACAACUGUGAGGAGCUGAUUCCAGAGUACCUCAGCUUCGUCAAAGGUGUUGUCGACUCUGAUGACUUGCCACUCAACAUCUCUCGUGAGACACUUCAACAGAACAAGAUCCUUAAGGUGAUUAGGAAGAAUCUGGUGAAGAAGUGCAUUGAGAUGUUUAAUGAGAUCACUGAGAACAAAGAAGACUACAAUAAGUUCUACGAGGCUUUCUCCAAGAACUUGAAGUUGGGUAUCCAUGAGGAUAGUCAGAACAGGGCGAAGAUUGCUGAUCUUCUUCGCUACCACUCCACUAAAAGUGGUGAUGAGAUGACAAGCUUGAAAGACUAUGUCACAAGGAUGAAGGAAGGUCAGAAGGACAUCUUCUACAUCACUGGUGAAAGCAAGAAGGCUGUGGAGAACUCUCCCUUCUUGGAGAAGCUGAAGAAGAGAGGUUACGAAGUGCUUUACAUGGUGGAUGCCAUUGAUGAAUAUGCGGUUGGACAGCUGAAAGAGUAUGACGGCAAGAAGCUUGUCUCUGCAACAAAAGAAGGGUUGAAGCUUGAAGAUGAGACUGAAGAAGAGAAGAAAAAGAAGGAAGAGAAGAAGAAGUCCUUCGAGAGUCUCUGCAAGACAAUUAAGGAUAUACUCGGUGACAAGGUGGAGAAGGUUGUGGUAUCCGACAGAAUCGUUGACUCUCCGUGCUGUCUUGUGACUGGUGAAUAUGGAUGGACUGCAAAUAUGGAGAGGAUCAUGAAGGCUCAGGCGCUGAGAGAUAGCAGCAUGAGUGGUUACAUGUCGAGCAAGAAGACCAUGGAGAUUAACCCCGACAAUGGGAUCAUGGAGGAGUUGAGGAAGAGAGCUGAGGUGGACAAGAACGACAAGUCUGUUAAAGAUCUUGUGAUGUUACUGUUCGAGACGGCUUUGUUGACUUCCGGAUUCAGUCUUGAUGAGCCGAAUACAUUUGCAGCUAGGAUUCACAGGAUGUUAAAGUUGGGUCUGAGUAUCGAUGAAGAUGAGAAUGCGGAGGAAGAUGGUGAUAUGCCUGCGUUGGAGGAGGACGCUGCUGAAGAGAGCAAGAUGGAGGAAGUCGACUAAAAGAUGAAGAAACCUGUUUUAUGUUUUCUUUCUUAUGUCUGUUCUUUAAUGUCCUUUAAGAUGUGUCCAUUAUCCCCUGUCUUGGUGUGUCUUAGGGUCGCUUGAACUUUUUUUUGGUGAUUUGGUGUGUGUUGAGCGUCUUGUAACUGGUAAUGUUCCUGAUAUGCGUCUUUUGUCCAAGGUUUGUCCCUCUCUAAAGUGAAUACUAGUCUUAUUUUCGGC
Molecule: messenger RNA, 2494 nt
Organism: Eruca vesicaria subsp. sativa (arugula)
Lineage: Eukaryota; Viridiplantae; Streptophyta; Magnoliopsida; Brassicales; Brassicaceae
Source: the annotation of a GenBank genome assembly